CUUCCUCACAUGACAAUGACGUCAUUUUAAAAACAAGAACUCAGGACAAGAACUAGACUAAGAAAAAAGUUUGUUUUUAUCAGAUUUGCUAAACAAGGCAUCAUGCCUUUGUUAUUUUCUGUGGUAGCGCGAGGCAGCACAGUCCUUGUGAAACAUGCAAAUUGUGCGGGAAACUUCACGGAGGUCACUGAUCAAAUUCUCUCAAAAAUAUCACCAGAAAAUGCCAAGUUGACGUAUUCCCAUGGAAGCUAUUUGUUCCACUAUAUUACAGAAGACAGGAUUAUUUAUCUCUGCAUCUCAGAUGAUGAUUUUGAAAGAUCUAGAGCAUUCCUUUACCUGAAUGACAUUAAAAGAAAGUUUUCAAUGCAGUAUGGUGCAAGAGCACAAACAGCCCUCCCGUUCUCAAUGGACAGUGACUUCUCUAGGGUAUUAGCCUCACAGAUGCGCCACUAUUCUGAGUCCAAAGAUGUGGACAAAGUUGCCAAAGUGUCUGGAGAGGUAGAAGAAUUGAAAGGAAUUAUGGUGAGAAAUAUAGACAACCUUGCCACCAGAGGUGAAAAACUUGAGUUAUUAGUUGACAAAACAGAAGAUCUAAGUUCAAAUGCAGUUUCAUUCAAGAAAACCAGUAGAAACUUGGCCAGGUCUAUGUGGUGGAAGAACUUUAAAAUUACGCUCAUUAUAUUUGUUGUUGUUGUGGUCAUAUUAUACUUUAUUGUAUCAGCAGCAUGUGGAGGACUUAAUUGGAAACCUAAGUGCGUAAAACCAUAGGAACCAUAAAAACCAAUAUUUUAACAUUAUGUAUAUGUCAAAUUAGACGCUGCGGUGCCAAGGGGCUGAUAAUGAAGCACUGUUAUUAUCAUUUUUAACAUUUUGUUAUUGUUAUUAUUAUGUCUCCUCCAGAAGUG
Molecule: messenger RNA, 905 nt
Organism: Owenia fusiformis
Lineage: Eukaryota; Metazoa; Annelida; Polychaeta; Sabellida; Oweniidae
Source: the annotation of a GenBank genome assembly